Molecule: messenger RNA, 3219 nt
Organism: Volvox carteri f. nagariensis
Lineage: Eukaryota; Viridiplantae; Chlorophyta; Chlorophyceae; Chlamydomonadales; Volvocaceae
Gene: cnk7
Product: NimA-related protein kinase 7
Exons: 16
Coding region: 1-3219 (1072 amino acids)
Biological process (GO): protein phosphorylation
Molecular function (GO): ATP binding; protein kinase activity; RNA binding
Source: RefSeq, a predicted model, not a curated record
AUGCCGCCCCAGAACAGUUUCACCAUAAAGCAGAAUACACCAGAAGCCGAUAAGCUAGAGCGCCGUGUGCACGCAGAGUUGAAGGAGAUAUGGGAUCCAUCAGCGGAUGCCACCGUGGCCAAAUACUUGACGGCCAUGCUUACAAAGGGCUAUGACCGCAAGAAGAUACAUUCGCAGCUCAAGGCUAUUUUGCAGGAGCCAGUUACUGUGCAGCUACUCGAUUGGUACGUUAUUGUGGGAUACAAACUGCACAGGCCUUGCCUCGCGCAAUCUGUUCGAGCGGAACCAUUAUGCCUCACCGCAGGCUUUACAAGCAUCUUCGCCUUCAUGGCACAGCGGUCUGAAUGUAAUUCAUAUCCACGCAGCUCCAAGCAAGCUCCAAAGCCGCUCCCAAGUGUCGCCAAAGUGGUGCCGAUGGAGGAGUCGCAUGAGCACGAUCGUGGGGACACUGGCCGGGAUGGGUCUUCCGAGCCGGCUGGGCAAGCUGCGCAGGUUACCCACGCCGGCAAAGUUACGGGGGUCGAUGCACAACUAUCAGAGAAGCCUGAGCGCAGCAGGCGUCGGCAACCUGGUGCCAGCUCCCAGGCCGCUGCAACUCCAGGGGAGCUACGGCAUCCAAGCGAAACGCAGCUCCCAAAGCAGCAGCAGCGGCAAGUGGAGGAACAGCAGCAAGCGAAAGAGCAGCAGGAACAAUUCUCUGCUGCAGCGGAGCGCCGGCGCCUUAAGUCCUCCGUUGUUCUGGAUUGGGAGUCCUGGCAGAAGCAAAAGCAGCCAGCCGAUGAGCAGCGUGCCACUAAGUCCUCCGCGCCGGCAGGGAAUUUGGCAGCACCAGAGCGGGCCCCAAUCAUGCCUCACUCGAAUCAGGACACAGCCGACCACCCGUUGCGCAUUCCGGCCAGCCACCGUGGGCGUGAAGAUGGCCGGGAGCGAGAGCGGGAUCGGGGACGAGAGCGGGAGGGCGAACGGGGUGGGGGCCCGGGUAGGCGCAGGCAUGAAUCCGAGGCUGAGAGGCCGGCAUCACGGCACCGAGACGGCGACGGGGACACAUCAGCGCUGCGAGGGCAUGAACGGGAAAGCGACGGCGUUCGGCAGAAGGGUGGGGCUCCGGCGCACCGGUCACGAUCUCGCUCGCGUUCGCGUUCACCCCGUGGUCGGAGGCCUGGACACGCACCUUUGGUGACUGCGAACUUGCUUCGGAGCGCGUUGGGCGGCCUGGGCGGACCUGGGGCUCGCGGAUCGAAAGCCAGUGUCUUCGAACGCCUAGGUGCCAGCGGUGCAGCUCCGGAGGCGGCGCCCGCUCGUGUGUCGGCGCUGCAGCGGCUGGAAGGUUCGGAUAAGGUGGAUAGAGCAAUGGACACGUCGGGUUCAGGCAGGAAGCGCGGUCCAGAGGGGGAGGCGGAUGCAGAUGCGGCAAUACUGGGUUCCCCUCCCAAAACGGCCCGAGGGAUCAAUGCGCAGAAGCCUAGCGGGCCGCUGCGCGCGGCCGCUGAGCCACCUCCAGCACCUGCCCUCAGGGCGGGCCCAGCCUCUGGCAGGCCGAGGGUGGAGUUUGCGCCGGCGACGGCUCCUGUAGGCGUCACCAAGCAGCCCGCUGGACCACCGAAGCAGGAUCCGGUCAAGGUUACUUCCGCCAGCGACCAGGCCACAAUCGAGGGGGUGGGCAUCCGACCGGUGGCAGGUGUUUCGGUGGCCGGGGGGGUCAAGGGGCCGGGAGCCGGUGGCACCGGCGCGGCAACAAUCAUGCCCACGUCCAUGUCGGGUGUGGUCAUUGAAGCGCAGCUGGACGCGGAUUUGCGAAGCGUUGUGGUGACGAACGUGCACUUUCUGGCGAGUCAGGAGGUCUUGGCCGCGCAUUUCAGUGUUGUCGGACCGGUGAAGAACGUCACCAUCAUGCGCGACAAGGUGACCGGACGACCCACGGGAGUAGCAGUCGUGGAGAUGGCGACCGAGCAGGCCACGCAGGCCGCCGCGGCUCUGUCGGGAUCUUUGCUGAUGGACCUGCCCAUUGUUGUGACCCUCAAAGCAGCACUUCUGCUGCAGGGCAUAAAUUUAGCUGGCAUGGGAAUUGAUUCGGCUGGUGUUAGGAUGCCAGUGCUAAUGCCACCGCUAGGUAGUGCGGCAAACAUAGCGCCCGCGGGCCGUCUUAACCCAAGUGCGGUACCGUUUGUGCCUGGGCUGCCGGCUUCAGCGCCGGCACCAGCAGAUGCUAGGCUGGCUGGAGGGCCCUCGGGUGCAGUGGGGGGGAUUCCGUUGGACCGCUUGCUCGGGCGCGGCAAGUACUCGCAGGUUUACCUUGCAAAGGACAUUCGAACAGGGGAACUGGUAGCGAUUAAACGGGUGGAGAUCUUUGACAUGAUGGACCAGGCCAGCCGCCAGGCGUGUGUGAAGGAGGUCAAGAUCCUGCAGAACGUGGAGCACCCCCACAUCGUCAAGUGCUUUAGGUCCUUCCUGUCCAAUGAAAACAACGAGCUCGUCAUCGUGUUGGAGUGGGCGGAGGGGGGAGAUCUAGGCCACGUCAUUAAGCAGCGCCAGGAGAUGGGCCAAGCAUUCAGUCCCGAGCAGGUGUGGGUGCAAUUCCAACAGGUCUGCGGCGCGCUGAAGCACAUGCACGACCGGCGCAUGAUGCACCGCGACUUGAAGCCCUCGAACAUCUUUGUGACGGCCUCUGGGGACCUCAAAUUGGGGGACCUGGGGCUCAGCAGGUACUUCAGUAGCAGGACACUGCAGGCGCAAACGACGGUAGGCACGCCGUACUACAUGUCGCCGGAGGUGGUUCGCGGGCAGCCCUAUGACUUCAGCUCCGACAUUUGGAGCCUGGGCUGUUUGCUGUACGAGCUCAUUGCGCUCCGAAACCCCUUUUACAAGGAGAAUCAGAGUCUGUACGUACUGGGCAAGCUAAUACAGAACUGCCAAUACGAAGCGCUACCGCCUUCUGUACCGGACGAGCUGCGGCAGCUGGUGUCCAGCAUGCUACAGCCGCUGCCGCAGUCCCGACCCACCAUCGCGCAAUUGGCUGCCUACGUCAAUAGCUACCUAGCCCAAAAGCUGCCACACACGCAGCAGCACCUCCAACAGCACCGCAGUGGAGUCCGGGGCCCCCCGCCGCGGUGGCGGGAGGAGGGGCCGGGGGCGGGGGCAGCAGCAGCAGCACAGGACGCACUCGCGCAGACCGCGGAGCCAAACAAGAUCAUGCUCCUAUUGUGCUCUCUAGGUGUGUAG